AGUUUAUUUCACUUGGGGAACAAGUAUAAGCUAUAUCAGCAAAUGCAUUUUUUUGCUGGUAUAAACUGCAUCUGCGAUAGGAGGGUUUGCCAGUAUGGCUAUACCUAUAAACCUUUAUACACCAUGAUCUGGUUUGCUUAACUGGGUGCAAUCAAACUAUAUACGUUUCCAUUACAGUCAAAUGCAAAGUCCAACAUGUAGGAACAAAGAAUGCCAGCCAUGCUUACAGGAUGGGAGGCUGUGUCCUGGAAAGCAGUGGCUCUGAAAAGGACUUAGGGGUCAUGGUAGAGACCAACCAAACAUGAACUCCCAGGGUGACGCUGUGGCUGAAAGGACUAAUGUGAUUCUUGGCUGUAUAAACAGGAAUAUCAAGCAGGAGUAUUACAUAUGUGUGUAGCACAGGUGAGACCACUACUGGAAUAUGGUGUCCAGUUCUGGUGUCCAUCUUUCAAGAAUGGUUCAGAAAAAGCUGCAAGAAUAAUUAGAGUACUGGAAACAGGUUUUAUAGGGAGAGGCUUAAGGCACUCGAUCUAUGAAUCUUAUCAAAAAGAAGAUGAAGAGGUAACGUGAUCAUGGUCUGUCAGUACUUACAUGGGGAGAUUUCUGAAAGCAGGGGGCUCAUUAAUCUAGCAGAUAAAUGCAGAAUGAAAUCCAGUGGCUGGAAGUUAAACUAGACAAACUCAAACGGGACAUAAGGCACACAACGGUAAGGAGAAUUAAUCGUUAGAACUACCUGCCAAGGAAUGUGGUGAAUUCUCCAUCACUGAAAACAUUUCCAUCAAAACUCAUUGUCUUCCUGAGAUGACCACAAAUUCUUGGGCUUAAUGCAGGAAUUACAAGUUACAUUUUUUUUGCCUUGUGUGACGCAAGAGGGACAACAAGGGGACCCCAUGUGAUCCCUUCUGGUCCUAAGAUCUACGAAUCUAGGAACUGUGGCCAGUUUUAUAUUUUGUAAAAUAAUAUUGCACUUUAAGGUCUGGUUGACAAGUUUCUGUGUCAGAUGUAGAGUUGGGCAAUUAUCCUAACAAGCACUGUUUGUUCCAGAGGAAUACUGUAUUGUGUUUGGGUGAUGCUAUUUGUGUUUGGGUGAUGCUAUUUGGGUAUUUAGUGGUAUAGCUCAAAAUACAAUCUCUGAAAUAUAAAGGGAUCUUUACAGUUCAUGCAAAAAGUGUAAGUCAGAUAUUUGUGGUUGGAAUUGUUGUACAUAUUUGCAGUAGGUCUUCUGCAUUUCUUCUUUCCAUUUCUGUGAUUAUUUUGGGUGGUAAUAUCCAUAGAUUUUCACCAUUACUUUGGUGUAAUUCUCCAGAAUUGCCUGAAACACUGUGCCCAGUUAGCAGGGGUUCUGGGAAAGGGUUACAUGAGUCCUGCUGAUUCACAGAGGCAGGUGACUCAUUGCUCCAUCUAGGAGAUGGGAGUGUCUCAGUGGGGAGAGAGGAUCUAGGGUGCGAGCUGAGCAGUUUUGAUUGAGGGAGGAACUCUAGGAGCAUCCCAGUCUGGGGAGAAGAUUGUAUUGUUCUUGUCUGUGUUCAUAAAACCAAACCUUGGGAAGGAGGUGGGUUUGGACUAUGAGAGCAGGUUGGGAACAGCUCCUGUUCCCAAAGUGACUUCUCAAACUGGUGAAAGACCCUUACUUUGGGAUUUCCUGUGGUUUUUAGUGUCUUUGUUAUUUUGCGACUGAACUCCAUGGUAGGCAGGUUUUUGUGGUGGUCAACAAUAUACACACAAGCAGCCAGUGGCACAGACAAAUGCCCAUAGAGUAUGAACGCAGGCACAUAGAGUGUGAACUCCAAGACACACAACACAUGGUAUGAACAGAGGCAGCCACAUGCAGACAGAUGCACACAUGUUAUACACUCAGGCAGCCAAAUACACAAGCAUAUGGCAACAACGCAUAGCCGGCAUAAGGGAACUGGAGAGACAUCCACCUGGGGCUCAAACACAUAGGAACACAGAUCCAUGCACAAAAAUAUACAGGUACAUAACGGGAAACAUGCCUCUGCAAAGGCAGCCACAAUCCCCUACACAUCCAGACGUACACACAGCCAAGCACAUGUGGUAUGCACACCCACAGCCCUGCGCACAUGAUCGGCACACAUUGCCAUGCAAAGACAUGUACACACAGUAUGCACACACAAACCUGUGCACACAGACAUGCACAUAUGGCGUGCACACACAGCCACCCACGGGUGGCAUGCUGGGCACACACAGGCAUGCACAAACAGCUAUGCACCCACAGUAUGACACUGUGCAUGGAGCGAGUUACAUUCACAAAGAGUGAAAAAUGUCAAGAGCAGGAGCUGCCUCCCCCUCCCCCCCGACAUCCUGAGUGUGUCUGCAGUAACACAAUGAGCCCCUGAGGAGCUGUGAGUGGAAUCACUGAAGGAAACUGCUGGCUGUGCUUCCUCUCUUCAGCCCAGCCCUGUCCUCUGAACCCUGCACACAGCGGCUGGAGCCAUGGGCACGUCUGCCGAGCCGGAGGAGGACUCCAGCAGUCGCAGAGAUGAGGAAUGGCCAGAAGUGGAGAAGGCGGAGAAGUUAGCAAGAGGCGCUGCUUUGAAAUGGGCCUCGGCGGUGUUUUACCGCCCGGACAAGUUGGAGGGUCUGGGACACUACCGGAGCCGGGAGGCCCAGCGAAACAGCUCGAUCCAAUCCCGGCUAAAGUCGACCGUGCAGUCCCACCUGGAGGGGGUGAGCUCGGGGCUGGAGCAGCUGCGCUCAGCGGCUGGGGACAUGCGGAGCGUGCGCCGGGAUCUUUGCGCCGUGCGAUGGCACCUGCUGGGCAGUGCCGAGGGCGUCCAGAGGCUGGCGCCGCUGCGGGCUGUGGUGACGGAGCACGCGCAGAUGGCUGCCGUCAUGCGGGCGCUGCCCCAGCUCUCCUCAGUACACGAGCUCCUUGCCCAGUCCCUCCAUCUCCUCCAAGGCCAGCAGCUCCUGGAGGCCCACGCCGGGCUCAUGGCGCUGGAGCGCCUGCGGGACGACAUCUCCUCCCAGCUGCACUGCAGCAGCAGCCUCCCGAACGACCAGGCCCUGGGCGUGGUGGAGUCCUUCUUCGGGGGCCUGCAGGAGCUGAGCGACGCACUGGCCCAGCAGCUGUGGCGCGUCGUGGGCGGCAGUGUGAGGCUGGUGCAGGAGGACCCAGCCCUCUUCGUCUCUGCCGUGCGGAUCAUUGAGAGAGAAGAGAGCGUCGAUGAUGCCCUGCUGCUGGGACCCCGCGCCCACCGCUUCCCUGCCCCUGGGCGCCCCAAAGCCUGGAGGCAGCGGUUCUACCAGGUCAUGCAGGAGACCAUCGCUGCUGCCCACUUCAAGGCCGCUCACGGGGACGUGAAGGGCCCGGGACUGGGCCGGCACCUGGCCGCGCUGCAGAGUGACAUCCUUGCGGAGCUGCGUGUGGUGAAAGACCUGAUGGUGCAGUGCUGCCCACCUCACUAUGACAUCCUCAGCAUCUGCACCCGCAUGUACCACCAGGGCCUCUCCGACCACCUGCAGGACAUCCUCAGCAGGGACCUGGACAAACAAGAGAUCUUCAUGCUCCUCAGCUGGGUUCUGCAUGUGUACCACAGCCCGGAAAUGAUGGGUCACCCAGACCUUCUCCCCGAGGUGGACGUGUCUACUCUGGAGCCCCUGGUGUCCCCAGAGGUGGUGGAGCAGAUGGAGAGGAAAUAUGUGGUGAAAGUCAAGGCCAGCGUGACUGAGUGGAUGAGGCGCACGCUGGAGGUGGAGUUCAAGGAGUGGUUCAGAGAGGAGGAACCAGAAAUGGAUCAUCUCGGCUUCUUCCAGUCGGCCCUGCCUGUCAUCGUCAUGCAGAUGCUGGAUGAGAAUAUCCGGGUGGCGUCCCAGGUCACGGGCUCUCUGCAGCAGAAGAUUUAUGCUAUGGCCAUGGACGAGCUGGAGGCCUUUCUGAUCAGGCUGCGAGAGGCCCUGGGGGAGUGCGGGAAGGAGCACCAGAAGGACCGAGCCAGGCCCAAGCAUUACAUCUCCUACCUGCUGGCCGUGCUCAACAACAACAUGGCGCUGAGCUCUUCCAUCUCCACUUUGCACCCUGGCAGUGCAUCUCUUGCCAAGCCCGCUGAAAUCCCCUCUUCCCUGAAGACUGCGCUGGACCGGACCCAGAAGAAGGCCUGCCGGCUGCUGCUGGAGGAGCUGCUGCUGGAUUUGCAGCCCCUGUCCGUGCAGCUGCCGUCCCGCAAGUGGCUGCCUGGGGCCCAGCUGGUGAACAGCAUGUGCGAGGUGAUCGACAAGUACAUGAGAGACUUCUCCCACGUCCGGAAACCCAUCUUCACGUUCCUGUUGGCCGAGAGCGAGCACCUGGUCAUGAAUCACUACGUGCGGGCGCUCAUGGAGAAGAAGAUGGUGUGCCGGAGCGCUGAGGAGCGGAGCCAGCUCUCCACCCGGCUGCACCAGGAUGCCUGCCAGCUGAGGGAGCUUUUCCACAACCUGGGCCUGGCCGAGAGCGAGCAGACCCUCGAGGUGAUAUUCGCCCUCCAGGAGCUCAUCCGCCUCCAAGACCCGGCCUUGCUCAGCCUGGAGGUCCUGGGAUUUAUGACGAAGUACCCCGAUAUCAGUGACGAGCACGUCUCCAUCCUGCUGGAUCUGCGGGGCGAUGUCUCCAAGGAGGUCCGGAACGUGGUGUUGGAAAUGAUGGCGCAGAAUCCUCAGUCCCUGCCCGAAAACUACCAGCCCAUCUUCAGCAACAUCCUGGUCCCGGCUCCGGAGCUCCCCUUCUGCCUUCGCAAGGGCAAGUGUGCCUGAGACACGCACGCUGCAGCCCGGCUGUCUGCAGCCUGCCCUGGCCAGCGUUGUCUCCGAAUGACGGACCUCUGAGAGGCCCUGGGUGGGACUGGGCAGAAGCCCCGUCUGGGCUCCGGAAACGGGGCAGGGAAAGCCUGGGCAUCAGCCCUGCUAUGCAGGGAGGAGACGGGAGGCUUCCGCACCCAGUUCCCACUGGCUGACACCUUGGCACCUGCUUUGCUGGCCCAGGGAGCCCUCAGCCCACUGAGCCCCCGGCACCCUAACCGUGGGUGGGCUAAACCACCAGAUUCAGCUCUGCCCAUUCGGGUCUCCAGGCCUCUGCUCUGUGCUGCUUCCCAGCUGCCCCCUCUGCUCAGCCCUCCCAGCGUAUGUGCAGCCCAGAGCCUGCGGAGGGGACAGGCCAGCCAAGGCUGGUAGCUUCACAUGGUGGGAUCACGGCAGUGGUGAGCAGAAAGGGAAUUUCCCCAGGAUUCCUUCCCCAGGUCCAGCCACAAGCACUUCCUCCCCGCCCCUCCCCACUCCCAUGCCCUUCGCGUGCCCAAGGCAGGAUGUUACCACGUGGUGCCAGAGGCCAGCUGAGAGCACGGCCUGACAGGUUCUGACUGGGCUGGGCAGAAUUCAGCUAGUGGUUCAUCAUUUUGAUGGAGAACAUUGAUGUUUAAGCAUUUUUUUAUUUUGAUCUAUUUAAAUGUUCACAGCAGAAUCCAUGGAGGGUCAGAUAAUGGAGGCAUCAGACAAUAAUUAUUUAGCGACAGAGGACGUUCAGAUUCCCCAAGUUAAAGCUUUAAUGCCGUUUAACAUGAACUGCCAACAUCCCAUGUCAGAAUAUACACAGUAAAGACCCUUUGAUCAAACUCAAAGAAGAACUUCAGCCGCGUUGUUCUUCCUUUGCCGGUCGGUACAGUUUGAUGAUUAUCGAGGGAAAUGUUUUUCAUUGGGGGGAGGGGUGCAGUGAAAUCAAUGUGUACUGACAUUUCCCAGUACAUAUCGAUUCCUUCCCGGCCUAGUUAUAACACAGACAAAUCCAAACGCUCUUGCAACUAGAGUUGCCAACUUUGUAAUAUAUAAAUCACACACUCCAGCCGGAGUGCCAGAACCUCCCCUGCCCCUCCUCUUUCCCCCCAAGGCCCCACCUCCCAUUCACUCCUCUUCCCCCGUCCUAUUCCCUGCCCGGGAUCAUAGGAAUUGCAGUAAUCAGAGCCAAGUGCAGAGUUUGGAUGAUCCAUCCUGAAAUAGGCAGUGUCCAGAAUGUCAUUCUGUUACACGCCACAGUCAGGGUAGGUGUCUCUCAGCAAUGCAGCAGGGCGGAGAAAAGGAAAGAGCCACAUUACAUGGAGUAAAAGGAGGAAGUUCUCCCCGAUGGACAUGCUGGGUUUUCGUAGGGCGCUGAAAUACCAUUGCCAGGAGGCAGCUUUGUAAACACGAGCGAUGCUCACUGGACUCCUACAGGUUUGUCAACAUGUUACAUUUGUUGUGGGCCACCUUGAGAUGCUUUGCAUUAAAAUGCCGGGUAGCGACGAACAAACAAAAGGCUUUGUUGCAAAUCACCCAGCGUGUUAAGGUGUGUUCUCAAACCCAUGUUGGACGGGGGUCCACUGAGCUCACCUGUAGCAAAGCAAGUGUGCAUCCGUCCGCAGCGAGCGGUGCUCUGCCAGAGCACACUGCUUUGCUGGCGACCUGGCUUCUGCCUGUGCGCCUCUUUCGCUCGAGGGGCCUCCCCUAUGAGAGAAGGCUGGCUCUAUGCCAGGCAGCAGGAGCCAAGGGCCAGGAAGGGCUGAAGGAAGAGGAGCAGCAGAGGGCC
Messenger RNA from Caretta caretta (loggerhead turtle), 6550 nucleotides. RefSeq names its product exocyst complex component 3 like 1 (gene EXOC3L1). Gene Ontology annotation, biological process: exocytosis; exocyst localization. Gene Ontology annotation, molecular function: SNARE binding. Gene Ontology annotation, cellular component: exocyst. The record is from RefSeq and is a predicted model, not a curated record. Lineage: Eukaryota; Metazoa; Chordata; Testudines; Cheloniidae.